Molecule: messenger RNA, 5720 nt
Organism: Orbicella faveolata
Lineage: Eukaryota; Metazoa; Cnidaria; Anthozoa; Scleractinia; Merulinidae
Product: transport and Golgi organization protein 6 homolog
Biological process (GO): protein secretion
Molecular function (GO): protein binding
Source: RefSeq, a predicted model, not a curated record
GCAACGCCGGCAGAAAAAAGGAAAGAGUUUGACGAAGUUCUUUUAUCAAAUAUGGAGCGAUUAAAAGACGCCCUCGGCAAAAAGGGUCGUUUUCCGCGGUUGGAGAAACACUUUGAAAACCGCAAUAGAGGUGAAGAAUUAUCUCAGGCAUUCUGUGAAAAUAAGGAGAUUUGCAAGAAGGGAAACCUGGAUUGUAAAAACGAAGCUAACGACUUGAAAACGGUAAAAGUAGACUUAACAAAUGGCAAAGAUGAAAUAAGGUGGAGAUUCGUAGAGAUGUGUUUAGAACUUCUAAAACUGCUUAAAGAAUCUUUGGUCAGUCUACUGGCUAGUGAGAAAAAUAGCGACCAGAAGGCAAAACAGAAGGUUGAAAAACGAGGGAAUGAAACCCCACCGUUGCCUGCGGAUUCACUCGGUGUACAUGACCAAAAGACAGUGCUGACAGCCAUUCAAUUUGUUGUUAUUCUAGGAAUUUGUCCUAAUCUAGUUUCGGGUGUUGGUUUACCAGUAGAAAUGAGAUCAGGAUCUGCUGCUGCACUUAACAUUCACUGUAGUACCAAGAGUGAAAGACGUUUGUUUGAAUGCGUAAACACACUUGUUGACUGUAUAGCACAGCGCACGUUGAGUGCUCUGGUUUUGUCUAGACAUCUUGGCGAUAUAUUAUCAGGGCUUCUGCAGAUUUGUUAUGCUCCCUUUUCAUGUUAUUCAAAUGUCAAAUCAAGCAAAUCAGAUUUGACAAGCUUGAAGCAUGGUCACAGCGUCACAAAUGUUUCUGAGAAUUUUGGUGAUAAUGGUGACGAGGCUUGCAAAAAUGUACCUGAUGUUUCGAAGGAUGACUUGGUGACUAAACCUUUGACUCACCAUGGUUCUUGUGAUCAAUUACAGCCAAGUGAUCUUUAUAUGUUAACUGCAGAACCCCCACACAUGACGAGAAACAAUCACAAAUUAUUUAUCACUUCAUGUGAAAGGGAAUUGUGUGCUCAGAAUCUUCAAAGAAUUCUUGACCGUGUUUAUCAGCCAACAGUGAUAAGAGAGCUUUUGACGCUUCAGAGGGGCUCAAUGAGUGGAGGGAAACAGCCGAUAAAAAACAAUUCUGAGAAAAAAUUGUCUGGUGAUAAUGGGAAGCCAACUGGUAAUCAAGGAAUGAAAGAGUCAGUGUUGCCAUCACAAACUCCAAAAUGGAUGAAAAAUGGAGACUUUAAUCUUACGGAGGGUAACAGAUCAUGUAAAAGCAGAAGCAAUGACAACCUAACAGCAACCUUUGAUGUUGCAGGUGAAGUUACCAGCAGUAGCCCUGAAUGGAAGAAGUGUGAUGUAAUUGCAAAAGUGAUAGCAAACUGUCCAAGUCAAGCAAAGUCUGUUGAGGAGUAUUAUAAGUUGGUGUCGCCACAGGUGUUGCAGUUAUUACGAGGAGAAACCAAAGGUGUUGGAAAAUUGUUUGCCAGAGCUGCUUCAGCUAUCAUAAAGGAGAUGUUAAGGCAAUACCCUGAACUGGCUCAGAAAUAUGUCCUUUCUCCAAUAAUUGAACCUUUAGCUCAAACCACGUCAGAUCCAGAUGAAAAAGUUGUUGGUGAUUUUGUUGAUGAACUCACAGUUGUAAGAUGUGUUGAAGAUAUUCACAAGGUCUUUGUUUCAGGAUCAGUUGAUGAUGAGUUAAGAUUUUUGAUGCCAAUUGUCCAUCCAGUUUUUGAACUCUUCUGUUUCACAAGGAAAGGAAUUUCUCAUCUAAGAUCUGCUCUUCAAGAAAUCCUUAUCUACACACUAGAGAAUGCUGAGCAAUGUCAAACUCUCCAACUGUUGUAUACUCUGGCUUUUAGAAUGAGCCUGCCAGAGAAUUUAGUUCUAACAAACUCUAAUGCAGGCCACAAAAAUGAGAAACAAGACAUUUUUGUUCCUCUUAUGUUUGACAAGUUUGUGUUUGCACAUGGAGACGAUGGCGGUGUGAUAAUUAGAUGUCAAAAUGAUAAUGCUGUUGAUCAUGGUUAUGUUGAUGACAUCUUGAGGGAUUUACAAGGAGCUGAUUUGAGUAACAGUGAAGUGCGAGCAUUGUGCAUUGUGGAACUCUUAGGUGGUCUCAAAAAGGACAAUGUUGGUGGAGACUUCUUUGUAUACCUGAUGCAGGAGUUGACAAAUAUCAUAUCAGACUUUUCAGAUGAUAUGAACAAUACAAACUCUGGAGAUAUACAACACAGUCUUCUGAUCCUCCAUCUUAUUGCACUCAUGUGUGAGAGACUUGGAGAGUUCAUUCUCAGAAAUGCUUCACAGAUGCUCAUCUUCAUAGAGUCUACACUGAAACGUGCCUGUGCCAUUAUGGAUGCAGAUGAGGACGGACUGGGAACAGCAUUUGUUACCGAGACACUGACUAUGGCCCUUGGGAUGUUGUCGGCAAUGCUGGGCGGAGCAGUUGAGGUGAUCUUAUGUGUUAUCUUAUCAUUGAGUUCUCCAAAUAAUUCUUGGAACAAAGUUGCGUCAAAUCACUUCCAUUAUACAGACAGAGAGCUAGGACAGUUUCAUGAAAAAGUUGUUGGUGAUUUUGUUGAUGAACUCACAGUUGUAAGAUGUGUUGAAGAUAUUCACAAGGUCUUUGUUUCAGGAUCAGUUGAUGAUGAGUUAAGAUUUUUGAUGCCAAUUGUCCAUCCAGUUUUUGAACUCUUCUGUUUCACAAGGAAAGGAAUUUCUCAUCUAAGAUCUGCUCUUCAAGAAAUCCUUAUCUACACACUAGAGAAUGCUGAGCAAUGUCAAACUCUCCAACUGUUGUAUACUCUGGCUUUUAGAAUGAGCCUGCCAGAGAAUUUAGUUCUAACAAACUCUAAUGCAGGCCACAAAAAUGAGAAACAAGACAUUUUUGUUCCUCUUAUGUUUGACAAGUUUGUGUUUGCACAUGGAGACGAUGGCGGUGUGAUAAUUAGAUGUCAAAAUGAUAAUGCUGUUGAUCAUGGUUAUGUUGAUGACAUCUUGAGGGAUUUACAAGGAGCUGAUUUGAGUAACAGUGAAGUGCGAGCAUUGUGCAUUGUGGAACUCUUAGGUGGUCUCAAAAAGGACAAUGUUGGUGGAGACUUCUUUGUAUACCUGAUGCAGGAGUUGACAAAUAUCAUAUCAGACUUUUCAGAUGAUAUGAACAAUACAAACUCUGGAGAUAUACAACACAGUCUUCUGAUCCUCCAUCUUAUUGCACUCAUGUGUGAGAGACUUGGAGAGUUCAUUCUCAGAAAUGCUUCACAGAUGCUCAUCUUCAUAGAGUCUACACUGAAACGUGCCUGUGCCAUUAUGGAUGCAGAUGAGGACGGACUGGGAACAGCAUUUGUUACCGAGACACUGACUAUGGCCCUUGGGAUGUUGUCGGCAAUGCUGGGCGGAGCAGUUGAGAUUAAGAAAGAGCAUCAACCUCUUGUUCAAGGUCUUCUUCCUUUGCUGGAAAUGCUAGCUGAACAACAUCCAUCAGAAAAGAUCAAGGAUAUGGCUUGCGAUGUGCGGAUUGCCAUAGCAACACAUGGGGCAGUGUGGAGUCACAGAAUGAACAUUGCCGCAAAGACUUUAGGGCAGGAUUCUGAAACAGUAAAGGUUGAUUCAAGGUCUGCAACAACCAAAGUAGGAAAAGAAAAUGCUCAUCUAAAAGAGAAAAUAUCUUCAUCCACUCAAGGAAAAGCUUCCUCUGCAUUUGAUGAAGCAUUCUCCCAGCUCUGUGACCCCUUGCUUCCUGUGCGAGGUCAUGCCAUGAUACAACUGGCCUUGCUUUUACGCCAGAGAGAUCCCAAAGCUGUGCAAGCCACAGAUACCUUAUUGAAGAUUUUUCUGGAACAGCUAUCACACGAUGACUCAUAUAUUUACCUAGCUGCUAUUCAAGGACUUGUCUCAUUGGCUGAUGUAAGGGCUGAUAUGGUUAUGCCACGACUUGCUUGUGAAUUUGCUAUGUGCCAGACAGAGGCUGGAAAUAUUGCAGUCAGGACGAAGGAUGUUAAUGAGAAGGGUUACUAUAAACAAAGUGAAGGAGUUUCACCCAUAUCAAGCCAACCUGUCAGAUCUCCUGAACAAAGAAUGAAGUUAGGAGAGGCUCUGGUCCGAGCCACCAGGAACUGUGGUGAACUGGUACCUAAAUAUUCUCAGCAUCUUUUAUCAGCCUUGUUGACUGGGGUGAAGGAUCCUGAGCCUCUGGUUCGGGCCAGCAGUCUCUCCAAUCUUGGUGAUGUCUGUCAAUUGUUGAGGUUCUCAUUGGGUCCAGUUGUACAUGAGAUUUUCAGUUGCGUGUCAGCAGUACUGAAAACUGACAAGUCAGCAGAAGUCAGGGGUGCUGCAAUACUAGUCAUUACUUUAAUACUGCGUGGACUGGGGAAGAGCAUAAUGGAGGAACUAAGCUCCACACUUAAGGACAUAUACCAGUUAUUAAAGAUUGUGGAGUCAACAGAUGCUGAUGAUGUGACUAGAUGUCAUGCACAGGCUGCUCUGGGAGAACUGGAUUCCAUCUCAAGAGAUUACUUGUUUCCAAAGCCCUCGUUCACUAAACACAUUCAAGUACUGCCUUAGAGGGGAACCCUAUGUCAUGUUAAGUUACAGUCAAUAAAACUGCUUUAAUAUUGAAGGCAACCUCACCAUGAAAGUUUGGUAAGGCUGAAAAACAUCAAAAUUGUAAUUGCCAAUGGUAGUCAAAAUGUUCAGAAAAACGAUGGUUAAGUUGUGCUAUCCAUGAGAAAGCUUCCUUAAUUAAGAGAUACUUCACAGAUCCUUGUUUAGUUUGUAACCAUUUUGUAAAAAAAGUUCUGCCAUUCAUAAACCUCCUCUAAAAAACAUGUUGUCAGACAUCAAAUAUCUAGACAUGGUCAUGGUUGUGAUUUCGUUGUGAAAACUUGAUGAAUUAUUAAUGAGUUUAAGAAAGGGAUCUACUUCAUGGGUGAAUUUUCAGAUGCACUGAAGCAUACAUGAUCUGUUUUCCAAAAAUGACCUCAUCUUGGUUUAUGUACUUUAUUUUGAAACAAGUAAAGUAGAUAAAACAGGAAAACUGAACAUGUUAUGUAUAACAUGUACACUUUGAACACGUUUUCAUGGCAGGUUACUUGUUUCCUACAUAUCUUUUGCUAAACACAUUCCUGUGCCAUUUGGCUAAGUGAACAAGAUAAACAUUAGUUUGUCAAUGUUUGCUUUCUCUUGUUGAGCUAAUACAGUUUGAUUUACUAUCAGCAAACAUUUUAAUAUUACGGCAAAUGAUUUAUGUGUAUGUCAAGUCUAGUGGCCAAUCAUGCUAAUUCUUAUCGUAGGUUUUGUAGUGUAAAGGGCCAACUACGGCUGCUGGAGCAUUUCUAUCCCCCACACCCCCUUGAUGGGAUGAUAAUCUAUCCAGGUAACCCCCCUUCCCCCUUCCCCCUUCUGUUGCAUGUAAUUCACAGAUACCCAUAAUGUACACCUGGGUGGAGAGAGGCGCUGAGAGUAAAACGUUUUGCCCAAGAACAAGACUACGUUCCUGGCCAGGGCUUAAACCCAGACCACUCAGUCUGGAGUCGUGCAUAAUCAUUAAGCCUUGUCCAAAUGGAAAAUGUUUGGUGAUCAAACACAAUCAAACAAUGUUUGGUGACCAAACAUGUUUCAUCACCGUCCAUACGAACAAGAUGUCUUACAUUGUGUGAUCAAUUUUUGUCGGCGUUCAAAUUUUAUCAAGCAUGAUCAAACAAGGUGUCCAAACAGGAAAACGUUUUGUCACCAAACAAAGUUUGAAGUGAAGCCUUGGAGUC